Messenger RNA from Eptesicus fuscus (big brown bat), 5190 nucleotides. It is a transcript of the gene C1GALT1, whose product is annotated as core 1 synthase, glycoprotein-N-acetylgalactosamine 3-beta-galactosyltransferase 1. Gene Ontology annotation, cellular component: membrane. The coding region runs from base 328 to 1425 and encodes 365 amino acids. Gene Ontology annotation, molecular function: N-acetylgalactosaminide beta-1,3-galactosyltransferase activity. The transcript is spliced from 4 exons. The record is from RefSeq and is a predicted model, not a curated record. Lineage: Eukaryota; Metazoa; Chordata; Mammalia; Chiroptera; Vespertilionidae.
CCCCUCUGGCUCGGCUCUUCCCUGGGGCCGGGGCCGCGGCGGCGACGUCACCGCUAGGAGACCCCUGGGUGGCGCCUGCGCCGUUGGCGGGCCGCGGCCUCGACCGGCUGCGGGGAGGGGCGGUGCGAGAGGGCGGGAGCGGGCGCCGGGCCCCCCCUCGGCCGCCGCCGCCGCCGCCGCCGCUGCCGGGGAGAAAUCUAGGCGGCAGCGGGCGGCCCCGGCUAGCGGCGACGAGCACUUCUGCGGCUGCCGAGUAGAGCGAAGGUCGCCGGUCUCUUGUCGUUCUCCUCUCCGCCCCCCAGGAGGGGCGAGAGGGAGUCGCCGCGGAUGUCAGAAAUACACUUUUGGGAAAUGGCCUCUAAAUCUUGGCUGAAUUUUUUAAUCUUUCUCUGUGGAUCAGCAGUUGGAUUUGUUUUAUGUUCUCAGCUAUUUAGUAUUUUGUUGGGAGAACAGGGUGACACCCAACCUAAGAUUCUUCAUAAUGAUCCUCAUGCUAGGCAUUCAGAUGAUAAUGGACAGAAUCAUCUAGAAGGACAGAUGAACUUCAAUGCAGAUGCUAGCCAACAUAAAGAUGAGAACACUGACAUCGCUGAAAACCUCUAUCAGAAGGUUAAAAUUCUUUGCUGGGUUAUGACAGGACCUCAAAAUCUAGAGAAAAAGGCUAAACAUGUCAAAGCUACAUGGGCCCAGCGCUGUAAUAAAGUAUUGUUUAUGAGUUCAGAAGAAGACAAAGAUUUCCCUGCUGUGGGAUUAGAAACCAGAGAAGGCAGAGACCAGCUAUACUGGAAAACAAUUAAAGCUUUUCAGUAUGUUCAUGAUCACUAUCUAGAAGAUGCAGAUUGGUUUAUGAAAGCUGAUGACGAUACAUAUGUUAUACUAGACAAUUUGAGAUGGCUUCUCUCAAAACACAACCCUGAAGAACCCAUUUACUUUGGGAGAAGAUUUAAGCCCUACGUUAAGCAGGGCUAUAUGAGUGGAGGAGCAGGAUAUGUACUGAGCAAAGAAGCCUUGAAGAGAUUUGUUGAUGCGUUUAAAACAGAGAAAUGUACACAUAGUUCCUCCAUUGAAGAUUUAGCACUGGGAAGAUGCAUGGAAAUUAUAAAUGUAGAAGCAGGAGAUUCCAGAGAUACCAUUGGAAAAGAAACUUUUCAUCCCUUUGUACCAGAGCACCACUUAAUCAAGGGUUAUCUACCUAAAACAUUUUGGUACUGGAAUUAUAACUAUUACCCUCCUGUAGAGGGUCCUGGUUGCUGUUCUGAUCUUGCAGUUUCUUUUCACUAUGUUGAUCCUACAACCAUGUAUGAGUUAGAAUACCUCGUUUAUCAUCUUCGUCCAUAUGGAUAUUUAUACAGAUAUCAACCUGCCUUACCUGAAAAUAUACGGAAGGAAAGAAGUCAAGCAUACAAAAAUGAAGAUCCAAAGUAAAAUUUGGGAAACCUUGAAAGAAAAGCAUAAAUGAACAGAGGUAAAAUGUCUAACAUUGCACUGAAGAAGAACUUCUGCUUUCUGAUGUAGAACACUGGAAGCCCAGUGAAGAAUUCUAAAUGAACAUUCCGUAUUAGAAAUCUUUCAUAUGAAUGCCUAUAAACUGAAGCUUUAAUAAGCUGUGAAGUCUGUUAAAAUGUGUUUUGAUACAGUAAUAUAUAUAUGAAAAACUUGUGUUUUUAUAAUGUUGGCAAGGCAGAGGGGCUAAAAAGAUUUUGUUGCCUGUUUCUGACCACAUGUAUUAUUUUCACUGGGAAGUUAAAACAGUUGCUAAAACUAUACUGCACCAUAUUAGUAACACACACAUGAUGCUAAACAGAUCUGCCUUAAAAUUUUAGAAGAAAGUAUUGUUGUUCAGUGUUGUUUAUAAACUCAAGACAUGAGUUUAUAUUCACAGUAUGAUAUAAAUGAACCCCUCCUCUCCCAACACAUACCCGUGUGUAGUUUUGGCUAAUCUAAAUUUUGCUGUGAUUAUUUAAAAUUGGCAGUAUUUCUCUCAGAAGAAGGUAGAAUCAGAAUGGCACUUCAUCCUAAUGUGCAUUAAUAAAACCACAUUUUGAAAUGAUCAUGGGCCUUGAUUAUAAUAUAUAGUGUAUAUACUUGGUUCUAAUUAAUAGUUAACCGUUUGUAGGCAUACCUCGUUUUAUUGCUUUAUUUGCUUCACAGAUGUUGUGCCUUUUACAAGGCAAGACUCUCAAGAGAAAAAAAGAUAACGACUCGCUUUAUUGCGACACUUACUUUAUCGUGGUGGUCUGGAACUGAAACCACAAUAUAUCUAAGGUACUAUGCUGAGUUGUUAUUAUCUCUUCUAAAUAUGUUUAACCAUUCUUGAAUACCAUUUUCAACUAUUAAUAUUUACUCAAAGCUUUAAAGCAUUUGAUUAAAUAUUUUGUUCCCAUAUUUACCCAUUGUUAAUUAUGGGUAACUAAUAAAUAGUAAAUUUAAUGCUUCUUGGGGAAUGUUUUUUGAUAUCACAGCCACUCAGGAAUUACGAAGCGACACUUUUAAUAGAUCAUUUAAAACUUUUUCCAACUACAUAAUUAUAGUUCUUUUCAUUCUUAUCCUGUUGAGAGAUGAGAACUUGUUUUGUGCCUUUCAUAACUUCUUUAAAACAGUUUUAAAAUUCAUUUUUAGGAUCUAAGGUGGUUAUUAAUUGCACUGGCAAAAUAAUUUGAAUGCAAGAUUUUGACCAGAGUUAAUUAAAAACAUUAGAAAAUGCACAAUGCUUAAACAAGCUGAAAUGUGUCAGGUAUUAAAAGACAAAAUACUUAUUUUAUGAAUAAUAUCUAAAUUUGAUGCUGACCUAUGUACAGGGUGGGGCAAAAGUAGGUUUACAGUUGUUUGUAUAGAAAAAUAAUACAAUAAUUAAUAAAUAAUACAAGAGUAAGUGCUAUUUUGUUCCAUCCUCUGUUUGGGGAUGAUUGUAUUGCCGAUGGAUAGAUAAUUGCAGUUGAGCAGAAUACCCAUUCAAGACUGUCAUCUAAAACACAUUCAUGAAUAUUUUGUUCUUAUUUUAGUGACCCUCUAUUUAAAGAGCUUCUGGAAAGAAAAAAAAAUUAAUUUUUGUUAUCUUUAGCAAUAUUACCUGAGUGUAUCAUAACAAUAUUUUACAGACUUUCUGUAAGAUUAUCAUAAAUGGUACAAGUGAUUUAUAUUUCUCUUACGUUUAUGAUGCUAAUUUUACAUGGCUGUCACACAAUUGACUCUGCUGUUUAGCUAAAUAGUUUAUAUUUAUUGUGCCAAAACAUGUCAAAACCAUGACCUCUUUAGAUGGUAUAUUUGAGAGGAUGUUCAUCUUGGCCAAUUAUGGAUACUUUGUCUAUGUAGUGAAAACUCACACCAAUUUUUACCCAUUAAAUUGUUUUUUAUUGUUUUCAUGAUGGUCAUCUGCCAAAAUUUCAAGGCAUUCAUUCUGUUUUUGAACAGCUUUUCACUUUGGUGUGGAUAUGAAUUUAUCUGAGUCCAUAUUUUCCACUUUUCUGUACUAGAAGCAUAAAUAGUUUAUUACAAACAUCCAAAAACCUUAAAAUUUACUCAAAGGAAAUGAACAUUGUGAUAAAUCCUAGGGUCCUGAGUUAGACUACCUGGGUUUAAAUUCUUGCUUCAUCACUUACUAGUUUUGUAACCUUGAGCAAGUUCCUUAAUCUCUCUGUGCCUCAAUUUCCUCAUCUGUAAAUUAGGGACAAUAACACUACCUACCUCACUGGAAUUUUAUGAGGAUUAAAUGAGUGAAUAUAUGUAUGGCUUUUAGAAUACUGUCUGGCCCAGAGUAUGAAGCAAUAAAUAUAAGGUUUUAGUCUGUUAACUUGGAGUGUAAAUAUUUGUUUCAAAUGAAUGAAAAGUCUGCUUUAAUCAAAUGAGAUAUUGAAGGAAAUAUUUUAUUCAUUUCUUAUAAGUAAUAGCUAGUUUUUAUCUGAUGCAUACUAUAUACCAAUUACUGUGCUUAGAUACUCUUUGUACAUUAGCGUUAAUCCUCACAAAUUGGAUGCUAUUCCCAUAUUAUGAAUGAGAAAAGUGAGGCUCAGAGUUAAAGUACCUUUUCCUCUGUCACAAAGCUAAUAAGUAACAGCUGGGAUUUCUAUUGAAAGCCUAUGUGUUCUUGGUACCGUGUCAGCCCAGAGGUUAGUCAUUUAGCAUUUUUUCCAUUUUUACUUACUGACAUGUGAUACAAUGGCCAAUAGUAGUGAGAUUAACCAAAUUGUCAUGAUGCUUCUCUAAUUGUGGUUUUUAUACUCUUGCCUGGAAGCUUGUUAAAACACCGAUUUCAAGACCACAAGCCCAGAAAUUCUGAGUCUAGCAUGGGGCCCAGGACUAUUGUUCAUUCUUACUAAAUGCCCUUAGGCUGUGGUUCUCAAAGUGUGGUCUAAAUCUACAAUGUAUCAGUAUCAUUUGGGAAAUUGUUGGAAAUGCCAUCUCCUGAACAUAUUAAGGAUUAACUGCUGUGUAAGUAAAGUAUCUUUCAAAGAUUUAGAUAAGGCAUCUUUAAAAUAAGUGAGUCCAAUAUUACACUAUAUUAAAUGUAAGAGUCUUUAAAGCUGUUUUAAAGGGUCAGUGGAUCGUUUAUUUUGGCAAAAUUCUUUAGCUUCUUCAGAGUGACUAACAUCAGGGCCCACACAGUAAAAUCUAUAAUUCUUUGAGUUUAGGAAUUUCAUAUUAGUGCAGGAAGGGUUCAUUAAGUAGUACUAAUUCGUUAACAUCCUAAAUGAGUGUCAUCCCAAAUGCCCACAAUUGUUAAUAAAAAUGUUUAAAUAGAUAUAGCAAAAUGCGAUUUUAUAAUAUGCAUAAUAGUAUGUUUUUUUGCUAAUUUUGACACUAUCAAAAUUUCAUUACUUUUAAGAAUCAGUUGACUGUCCUAUAUGACCUUAUAAAGCAAAAAAUUCAAGUAUUUGAUUAAGUACAUAAAACCAGAUUUCAUGAUAAUACUGACUUAUAUUUUAAAUUAAGAUCUCUGUCAUUUGGAUAAAUGAUUUUAAUGUGGCCUCUCCAUAACAGUAUACUUGUAUUUUCAAUUGGGAAGUUCAUAGAUGAUGCAAAGCAGAUUGUUGUCCCAGAGUUAAAUUAUUUGUUUUCAGAUACCUUAAAUUUCAGAGGAGUAUUUGUUACUGUAAGAAGAUUAGAAAAUAAAUCACUGACCAGUUUUGAACAUUUUUUUAAAUAUGGUAAUUGGAUUUGGGCAUUAAACUUGCUAACUGGUUAUUUUCAUAA